GCACACAGUUUUGUUUUGGCGGUGAACGAGACAAGUUCGUAGACAUUGCAAAAAUGUUGAAAGUGCGCAGUGGACUAUCAGCAUUAAUUCAGUCGCAAAAAGCGGCUCUCUCGCUCGGCAAUCAGAAGCGUUGGCAAACCAAUGUGGCCACAGCUGAGGCCAGGGGAGAUUCCGAAUGGCUGCAGGCCAAGCCAUUUGAGGAAAUCCCCCGCAUAAACAUGGUGUCUUUGAUGAUGAAAAUGUCCAUGCCCGGCGGCAAAUACAAAAAUAUGGAAUUGAUGGAUAUUUUUAAGAGCAUGAGACGGGAUUAUGGGGAAAUAUUCUUCAUGCCCGGCAUGAUGGGAGGCCCCGCCUUCCUGAGCACCCACAAUCCGGAGGACUUUGAGGUGGUCUUUCGCAACGAGGGCGUGUGGCCCCAUCGUCCCGGCAACGACACCCUGCGCUAUCAUCGCGAGGUGUACCAGAAAGACUUCUACGACGGCGUCGUUGGCAUCAUUCCCUCGCAAGGAAAGUCCUGGGGUGACUUCCGCACCACGGUGAAUCCGGUCCUCAUGCAACCCAAGAAUGUGAGGAUGUACUACAAGAAGAUGUCCCUGGUUAAUCAGGAGUUUGUGCAACGCAUUAGGGAAACCAGAGAUACCAAUACGUUGGAGGUGCCCGAUGAUUUCAUAGACACCGUCAACCGGUGGACCCUCGAGUCUGUGUCUGUGGUGGCCCUGGACAAGCAGCUGGGAUUGCUCAAGGAUGUGAACAAGGAGAGUGAAGCCCUCAGGCUUUUCCACUACCUGGAUGAAUUCUUCAUAGUAGCCGCUGACCUUGAGAUGAAGCCCUCGCCGUGGCGGUACAUCAAGACACCAAAGUUGAAGCGUUUGUUGACCGCCCUCGAUGGCAUCCAGGAGGUGACAUCGGCCUAUGUGGAGGAGGCGAUCGUGCGCCUGGAGAAGGAGGCCAAGGAGGGAGUGGUGCGGCCGGAGAACGAACAAAGUGUCCUGGAGAAACUCCUAAAGGUGAACAAAAAGGUGGCCACCGUAAUGGCCAUGGACAUGCUGAUGGCCGGAGUGGAUACGACUUCGAGCACCUUUGCUGCCCUGCUGCUGUGCCUCGCCGAAAAUCCGGAAAAGCAAGAAAAGCUGCGAGAGGAGGUGAUGAAGGUGCUGCCCCAAAAGGACUCGGAGUUCACUGAGGCCUCGAUGAAGAAUGUCCCGUAUCUGCGUGCCUGCAUCAAGGAGUCGCAACGUGUCCGCCCACUUAUCGUUGGAAAUGCCCGUGUCCUUGCCAAGGACAGUGUUCUUAGUGGCUAUCAAGUGCCUGCCGGCACCUAUAUAUCCAUAGUUCCGCUGCAUCCGCUCACCGACGAUGAAUACUUCCCACAAGCUUCCGAAUUCCUGCCUGAGCGCUGGCUACGCACCCCUAAGGAUGACCAGUCCAAGUGCCCAGCCAAUGAGCUCAAGUCCAAGAAUCCCUUCGUGUUCCUGCCUUUUGGAUUUGGACCCCGGAUGUGUGUUGGGAAGCGCAUUGUGGAGAUGGAACUGGAGCUGGGCAUUGCCCGAAUCAUUCGCAACUUCAAGGUGGAGUUCAAUUAUCCCACGGAGAACGCCUUCAAGUCUGCCCUAAUCAAUCUUCCGAACAUACCGCUCAAGUUUAAGUUUACCGAUUUGCAGAAUUAAAUAAUUAAUAUAUAAUCACAAAGGGCAUUUACAGUUUGUAAAGAUCGAAAGUAAAGUAAUAAUUAAGAAAUUACCUUGUACAGGUUUUAAAAAAGGGAUAACUAUAACUAUGUGAUAUUUCGUUAAUAAUAAAAACGAGUAAUUUUCCUGUAAA
This is a messenger RNA of Drosophila kikkawai, 1821 nucleotides long. Its product is annotated as Cytochrome P450 12a4. The record is from RefSeq and is a predicted model, not a curated record. Gene Ontology annotation, molecular function: monooxygenase activity; heme binding; iron ion binding. Lineage: Eukaryota; Metazoa; Arthropoda; Insecta; Diptera; Drosophilidae.